AUGGCUGGACUCAACGUCUCCUUUGGGUACUUCUUUGCUGUGGUGGCUUUCUGCGAGGUGAUCAGGAGGACUUCCAAAAAGCUUUUGCCGUUUUGGUUCUACUCCAAUGUUCUGCUCGAGCUCCUGGCUUGCCUGCAGCAAGCUGCCUGCUGGUUUGAGCUCCGGAUGCUGGUGAUCAUAGGGCCAUGGGGCGGUGGGUUUGGAAUGGAUGUGGUUAUGACCCUGCUGUUCCUCCUCACCUCGGUCCACGAGGCCACGUGUGACAGAGCUGAGGCCAACCCCCUGGUCACAGCGCAGGGAUUCCUCCGCUCCAACAGUCUUGCAGUGACCAGCAUUGUGAAGAUCUUGGCCCAGUUUGCAGGGAUGCAGUUAGCCAGCGCCGGGGUGAAAAGGUACUGGUCCUGGGAGCUGACAGAUUUCCACCUGAUUCAGAACAUGAUGGCGAGGGACUGCAGCUCAGCUAUCGAGACAUCGGUCAGCCAAGGAGCUUGUGUUGAAGCUGCUUGUGCCUUCCUUUUCCACCUGGUGCUGAUGAAGUUCGAAGGAGCAGCUCUCGGAUACAGGAUCCUCUCUAAGGCUCUGACCAUCACUGCUCUAGUGCACGUAGCUGGCCCCUACACAACAGGCCUGUUUAAUCCAGCACUUGCAUUCUCAACCACGUUUCACUGUUCUGGAAAUACAUUGUCAGAAUACAUGGUAGUCUACUGGCUAAGUCCAUUUAUUGCAACAAUUUUGGCCAUCUUUUUGUUCAGUGGAAACAUUCCUCGGCUUUUCUGCAAAAAUCUACUCUACACACAACGGACAAAGUACAGAAUUCCCAAAGGAAAUUCAGCACAGGAUCAGGACGAGAACAAGUCAGUCAGCAGUCAAGGAAAGGAGACUCUUGGAAGAGGAGCUCAACGAUGAAUCCUUGUAUCAGAAAAACACGCAAGAUCGGAGGUUUGAUAUGAGGAGUUUGUGUGUAAACCUUGUGUUUUAUUUUGUCAAGUGAUACUUUGUCUGAAAGAAUGGUGAAACCCGAUCUAUUACUAAUUAUCUAAAGGAAAUUGGUUACAUAUACUGAAAAAAAAUACAUGCAGUUGGAAAUAAAUCAGGAAUGAUUGGAUAGCUCAUUCAAAUAUUCAGCAGAAAGACAAGGGGCUAAAUGAUCUUCUCCAUCGCUGUAAGAUUCUGUGAGUCUGUCAGCAGAACUUGAAGUCACAGUGUGCUUAAAGGUCCCUACUGCGGCUUAUUCCAGCGUGUCCUAAGUAUCUCACCUUGUAACAAUA
Messenger RNA from Chiloscyllium plagiosum (whitespotted bambooshark), 1268 nucleotides. It is a transcript of the gene aqp12, whose product is annotated as aquaporin 12. The record is from RefSeq and is a predicted model, not a curated record. Gene Ontology annotation, molecular function: channel activity. Gene Ontology annotation, cellular component: cytoplasm. NCBI's taxonomy places the organism in Eukaryota, Metazoa, Chordata, Chondrichthyes, Orectolobiformes, Hemiscylliidae.